This is a messenger RNA of Uranotaenia lowii, 1118 nucleotides long. RefSeq names its product complex I intermediate-associated protein 30, mitochondrial (gene CIA30). The record is from RefSeq and is a predicted model, not a curated record. Gene Ontology annotation, biological process: mitochondrial electron transport, NADH to ubiquinone; mitochondrial respiratory chain complex I assembly. The transcript has 2 exons. NCBI's taxonomy places the organism in Eukaryota, Metazoa, Arthropoda, Insecta, Diptera, Culicidae. Gene Ontology annotation, cellular component: mitochondrion. The coding region runs from base 118 to 1077 and encodes 319 amino acids.
AAUAACAAACAGUUCAUUACACAACACCGUACGUUGAUCCCGCAAAUCGGCACCGAUCCCGGUUAAGCACCGUUUCCUGGAGGAAUUGCACCAUGUCGGUUUAAAAAAGUGAUCAAAAUGUUGUCCCUCACCCGUCAAUUUCUAGCUUUAAAUGUGACUGGCAAAUUUACGCUUCAACGCUUUUAUUCGCACCUGUUAAAUCAUUCGAAUAGCAUCGGUUUAAAACCUCGAAAUGGCAUCUCGCCACUUCCGGUAGUGUUAUCGCAGAACCUAUUCUGGGAGCGGGAUCGCAAAGGUGGCUACGGGGACAAAAACAAACCGCCGGUCUCCCGCAAACAGAUGCUGCUCGAUGGCCUCCGGGAGCUGAGGAAAGAGUUUGCCAUGUUCGAACAGGAGUGGCGCGAAAAGUUGGCCUGCGAUCCUCUGGUGGUAUUUCGUCCGGGUGAAACGGAUGUGGUGUUCAACUUCGAAAGCCAACCGGAUCUGGACCGGUGGGUAGUGACGAGUGACCGAGACCAUGGUGAAGGCUUCUCGGAAGCCAAUUUCGAACUUAGCCCGGCUGGGUUCGGAUUGUUCCACGGCAAACUGGAGUCGCGUGCUCCGAAGGACGGGCGGAUCAAAAAGGCCGGAUACGCGAAUAUUCGCAGCCAGAGGAUACGGAAAUCUUUUAAACGGGAUGCCUUCUUCGAAUGGGAACAGUACAACACUUUGGUUUUGAAAGUGCGGGGAGACGGUCGAACUUACCUGAUCAAUUUGGCUUCCGAGGGCUAUUACGACAUCUUGUGGAAUGAUGUGUAUCAUUAUGUGCUGUACACACGCGGGGGUCCACAUUGGCAGACCGCACGGAUUCCAUUCAGUAAAUUUUUCCUCUCAUCGAAGGGACGCGUGCAAGACAGUCAGGCGCCGAUUCCUUUGAACAGGAUCAGUAACAUAGGUUUUUCGGUGGGUUCACGCGGAGGUCAUGACGGACAGUUUCGGCUGGAAUUCGAUUAUAUAGGGGUGGAAUACGAUCCGUCGCAUACAGAGGAAUUCGCUUAUGAGAUGUAUAAACAACAGAAGUAUAUCGUGGGCACGUGAAAAGUUGUUCCAAAUAAACAAUUUUUUUGUUACCAAAAAUA